AUGAGCAAAGGCCGACCAGAUAUCAGGAUGGAAAUGCCGGAUGAAUUCUACAUCCCCAUUCCUCUGGAAACAACUAACAUUACGGCUCUUAGCCCGUUCCUGGUACCCCAGACGCAUCUGGGAACCCCAGGCGUUUUUAUGAGUAUGUCGGCCUUCAUGUUGUUUACCAUAAUCUUUGGCUUUCCCCUGAACGUUCUGACCAUCAUCUGCACUAUCAAGUACAAGAAACUGCGUUCCCACCUUAACUACAUCCUGGUAAACCUGGCUGUUGCCAACCUUGUAGUAAUCUGUUUUGGUUCCACCACUGCCUUCUACAGCUUCUCUCAGAUGUAUUUCGCAAUGGGUACUUUGGCAUGUAAGAUAGAAGGUUUCACAGCCACCCUUGGAGGAAUGGUCAGCUUGUGGUCUCUAGCUGUUGUGGCUUUCGAAAGAUUCCUGGUCAUCUGUAAGCCCAUGGGCAGCUUCACCUUCAGAGAAAACCAUGCCAUCCUUGGUUGUAUCUUCACUUGGGUGAUUGGGGCUAUGGCAGCUUGUCCUCCUCUACUGGGCUGGAGCAGAUACAUCCCAGAAGGUCUUCAGUGUUCCUGUGGGCCAGACUGGUACACUGUAAAUAACAAGUGGAAUAAUGAAUCCUAUGUACUUUUCAUGUUCUGCUUCUGCUUUGGGUUUCCUCUGACUGUCAUUGUAUUUUCGUACGGACGAUUGCUCCUCACGCUGCAUGCUGUUGCAAAGCAACAGGAACAGUCAGCCACCACGCAGAAAGCUGAGCGAGAUGUGACCAGGAUGGUGAUUAUGAUGAUCCUUGGAUUCUUGAUGUGCUGGCUUCCCUAUGCCUCCUUUGCUUUGUGGGCCGUAACUCACCGUGGGGAAACGUUUGACUUGCGUAUGGCUUCCAUCCCAUCUGUAUUUUCCAAAGCCUCCACUGUAUACAACCCAUUUAUCUAUAUUCUCUUGAACAGGCAGUUCCGAACCUGCAUGAUGAAGCUGAUCUUCUGUGGAAAGAAUCCACUUGGCGAUGAUGAGGACACCUCUGCCUCUGGAUCUACUCAGGUGACCUCUGUGUCCAGCAGCCAGGUGGCUCCUGCAUAACACCAGACACAUACAGCUCCUGUU
Nanorana parkeri is the source of this 1113-nucleotide messenger RNA. RefSeq names its product blue-sensitive opsin-like. Gene Ontology annotation, biological process: visual perception; phototransduction; G protein-coupled receptor signaling pathway. Gene Ontology annotation, cellular component: photoreceptor outer segment; membrane. The record is from RefSeq and is a predicted model, not a curated record. Lineage: Eukaryota; Metazoa; Chordata; Amphibia; Anura; Dicroglossidae. The coding region runs from base 1 to 1089 and encodes 362 amino acids. Gene Ontology annotation, molecular function: G protein-coupled receptor activity. The transcript has 5 exons.